AAGAGCGCUUUGAACGUUGCGUCUCGUAGAAAAAGAGUAUUUUUACAAGCGAAUAUAAAUAUUCGAAAGCUUGGAUCGUUGACGUCAUCGCAAGAGAAUUUCUGAGUGUUUCGCGUAAUAUUUUCCUAUAAAUAAUCAAUUUUGCUCCGAACGAUGUCAGACGAUGAAGAUUAUAUGUCUGAUAAAUUUCUACAAGAUACCGAACGAAAUGUCUCGUCGAGUCUUAUAUACAGACGUUCUGAUAAAAGAGAAUUUGCAUUAAUGAAGAAAAAGGCUGAAAUUCAAUCUAGAAACAAGUCAAUACAUGUAGUCGAAGCAGAAAAAAGGGAGGAAGGCUUGUCAUCUGCUAUUACUAGUGCAAAUAAAGGUUUUGAAAUGUUGAUGAAAAUGGGGUACAAACCUGGUCAAGGAAUAGGUAAGACUCAAUCAGGAAUGACUGAACCAAUUUCUGUGGAAGUGAAGGCGGAUAGAAAAGGUCUAGGCAAAACGUUAAAGAAAGAUACACAUAAAUCUAAGAAUACAAAUGCAAAAUUAAAUAAUAUGGAUACCAGAGAUUUCCGUAACAGGUUAGCCCAAGAAAAGGCGGAACAGCUUCAGAAAAUCGAUUUGUACAAAAGUCAAAAGGUGUGUCAAGAAUUGGACACUAAAGAAAACGUCGAAAAACCCGAAGAGUCGUGGUUUUGGGUAGAGAAUAAAGAAGAGAAAGAAGAUGAUGACACUGAUGACGAUAUCGAGGAUGACGAAAUUCUCAGUAAUUUAGAAAAACUUGAUAUUCUUACUAAAUAUUUAAGAAAAAAAUACUUCUACUGUAUCUGUAUCAAUAAAAACAAUAUUAUAAUGUUGGUAGCUCCAAAGUCUCUGCUAGUUCUCGUGGUUUACGUUACAAUUAGCGAUGCUGAAAUAACUGAGGUAGAUGACGAAAGUUGCGAGACUCUACAAUCGGAAAUACGCAUCACUAAAGACGAAUAUGAUGAAUUAGCACGUCUGAGAAGAACAUGCAGCGGUGAUGUAUCGGUCACGAAAUGCGAAGGAUUCUGUAACUCGCAAGUACAGCCAAGCGUCGUCACUACUACGGGCUUCUCAAAGGAGUGCUACUGUUGCCGUGAGAGUUAUCUAAAGGAAAGAUUUGUCAUCUUAAAUCAUUGCUACGACGCGGAUGGGAUCAAAUUGAUAGGCACAGAUGACGAGGCAAUGGAAAUCAAGAUACGGGAACCCGCCGAAUGUAAAUGUAUAAAGUGCGGCGACUUUGCAAGAUAAGACAGCAACAACUUGAAAUAUAAAUUAUACAUUCUCUCAGCAGUGAAAUUGCAACAAUUAUAUGUGACAGUUAUAUCAAUAGAUAGAAAAGAAAUUAUUAUAUUGUAAUGACGGUAAAAAUAAAUAGUAU
Molecule: messenger RNA, 1387 nt
Organism: Trachymyrmex cornetzi
Lineage: Eukaryota; Metazoa; Arthropoda; Insecta; Hymenoptera; Formicidae
Product: G patch domain-containing protein 11
Exons: 5
Coding region: 154-1257 (367 amino acids)
Biological process (GO): G protein-coupled receptor signaling pathway
Cellular component (GO): extracellular region; bursicon neuropeptide hormone complex
Molecular function (GO): neuropeptide hormone activity; G protein-coupled receptor binding; nucleic acid binding
Source: RefSeq, a predicted model, not a curated record